Amphibalanus amphitrite is the source of this 548-nucleotide messenger RNA. Its product is annotated as cytochrome b-c1 complex subunit 6, mitochondrial-like. Gene Ontology annotation, biological process: mitochondrial electron transport, ubiquinol to cytochrome c. Bases 94 to 363 code for a protein of 89 amino acids. The transcript is spliced from 3 exons. NCBI's taxonomy places the organism in Eukaryota, Metazoa, Arthropoda, Thecostraca, Balanomorpha, Balanidae. The record is from RefSeq and is a predicted model, not a curated record.
GCCCUCCGGCGCCCUGUUUUCACCGGCGUCCAUAUAUAGGUUCCUGGGCUGUUCUCUGCAUUUCUUAGUCACCGGGUGUGAGGUUGAAGAAGCAUGGGGAUGAAUGACGACUCAGACCUGAGAAACCUUGAAGAUCCUCCAGAGGAAGAGGAGGAAGAGGAUCUGGUUGACCCCCUCGAGACGAUGCGGGAAGAGUGCCGCGCCAGUGGCCCGGCGCCCCAGCUGCGCGCCAAGUUCGAACAAUGCGAGGAGCGUGUCAGCAGCCGCAGUAAGACCGAGGAGACCUGCGUGGAGGAGCUGCUCGACUAUCUGCACGCCGUCGACCACUGCGCUGGUGAAAAGGUUUUCUCCGCCUUGAAGUGAUAUCCGGCAACACAGUCCGAAUUGUGUUAAUGCUUCGCCGAGUUCGGAGCGAACAUCAGUGAGCUGCGUGGUGCUAAACACCUCUUUGUUGUCUCCCAACAUAGGUCAUUAGUCCGUGCUGGAUGAUUACUAGCUUAUCAUGACUCGAGUGAGUGGCAAUACAGGGCGAAAGCCAUUGUGUUCUU